Closterium sp. Yama58-4 is the source of this 5529-nucleotide messenger RNA. The record is from the annotation of a GenBank genome assembly. Lineage: Eukaryota; Viridiplantae; Streptophyta; Zygnematophyceae; Desmidiales; Closteriaceae.
AUGGUGGAUGCGUAUCGCGCGCUGAACCCGGGUGGUCAGGAACGCACUUUCUACUCCCGAGCGCAGAAAUCAAGCUUGCGGAUUGACCGUAUAUUGGUGUCGGCGGAGCUGCUCCCGUCAGUGGCUGAGGCGUCUCAUCCCCGGCCUCUGAAGGGGAUCUCGGACCACAAGUUCGGGGUCAAGGUGGUGUUGCAGGCGAAUCUGCGUCUUCACAUGGGUCCUGGCCUGUGGCGCAUGCCUGCAGCUGACACAGCAAAGCCGGGAGCAGAGCGAGUGAUUCAGGCGGUUACGGAGUGGCACCAGGCGAGUGGCUCCGGAAGUUUCGGUAACCUGCUAACCAAACUCAAACUGGCGCUGCGAAGAUAUACCACAGAGGAGCGGAAACGUAUACGUGCAACACUGCGUCACCUGGAGGAGGCAGUGACGGUGCUGCAGCACGGAGUGAUGCGUGAUCCCAAGAAUGAUGCUCUGCGGACAGAGCUGGCGGCGAAAGAGGCCCAACUGGAAGCUUACCUGCGGGGGGAAAAUGACAGACUGCAACUGCUGGCGGGGGAAAGAGAACUCGCUAAAGGGGAAAUUGCGUCAAAGGUCCUCUCGGCGAAGGUGAAGAUGAAGAAAGCGAAAACCUCAAUUGCAGCACUGUCAUAUCAAGGGACGGAGCAUAGUGGGACGAGGGGGAUUUUGGAGGCUGCCUCGGACUUCUACACUUCGUUAUUUGCAGGAGCGCCACCUUCAGGACUGCCGUGCUGGAAGCCGGAGCCUGGCAAAACACUGAGGGAGGAGGAGGCAGCCUGUUUGGAGGGGGCCUGGACGGAAAAGGAGGUAUUGAAAGCGCUGAAGGACAUAGCGAAGGACAAAGCUCCUGGAAGCGAUGGGCUGCCUAAGGAGCUUUUCGAGCGCCAUUGGGACCUGCUGAAAAAAGAUUUUAUGGGAUUCAUAAGGAACUUCGAGUCCACAGCAGCCUUAUCAGUGGAGGUACAGGAGGCGGUAACGGUCCUGCUGCAUAAAAAGGGCCCGAAAGAGCUGAAACAGAAUUACAGACCGAUUACUCUGCUCACCAGCUCCUACAAGGUGGUGGCGAGAUUGCUGGCCAAUCGGAUGAGGAGCGUCCUGGACAGGGUCAUUUCUAAAGAGCAGUGCGGCUUCCUCCCAGGCAGGCGGUUGUCAGACGCUGUGUCGCUGGUAGCGGACGUCAUUGAGGCGGCGAAGAACAAGGACAAGGACUGGUAUAUCUUAAUGGUGGAUUUUCAGAAGGCGCUGAUGGUCAACGGGUGGCUGGGUGACCAGGUCGCGGUGGGCAAAGGUGUUCGCCAGGGGUGCCCGCUGGCGCCCUACCUCUUCCUUUGCGCGGUAGAGCCCAUCUGCCAGGAAGCAAAGAGGAGGAAACUAGGGAUCAGCAAUGACUAUGGGGAGAGGCUGGCCUACUUAGGCUAUGCGGACGAUACCACUCUGGUACUAAAAGGGAAGCAGCAGAUUACCCGUUCUGGAGAGCUCCUGGAGGACUUCGGGGCUCGCUCGGGGCUCAUGGUCAAUAAGGAGAAAUCGGCGAUACUUCCCCUGGGGAAGAACCUGGAACGAAUCAAAGACGACGGGUCAGCGUUUGCGUGGGUGGCUUCGAAGAAUGCAGAAAGGCUGCUGGGGGUCUGGGUCUCACCUUCGGGAGGAGCGGAGGUUACGUGGGACAAGACGCUGGCCAGGGCGGCUGAGGAACUACUGAAAUGGCAGUCUCACUAUUUGACAACGACGGCACACGUGGCGGUGAUUAACUGCUAUGUGUGCCCGAUCCUGGCGUUUCAGGGGCAAGUAUAUCCCCCCUCGGAGGCAGUCUGGAAGCGGAUCAUGAAACUGCUGGUCAACUUCAUCUCCGGAAAUCAGGCAUCGGAGGAGCACCGUUUCACGCUCUGGAGCAGAGAGCUGAUCUUCCGUCCGAGAAAGGAAGGGGGGCUGGGCGUUAGGGACCCCUUUGUGGAGCUCUCCGGUCUUGCAGCGAGGCGUGUUGCGACCCUUGUGCUCGAGAACGGUUUCCGGAAGGAGCUGGCGCUGGCGGCGGCUGACCUGCCUGAGGACUUCAGAUCCUUCCUGGCGCAUAAGGACUCCCUGAAACAAUGGAAAGGGAGGAGCGUUAGAUGGCGACAGACGUGUGAGCUGUUCAUGAAAUCAAAAGUCGCACUGCGGGAGCCGGAGUCGAGAUGGGAUAUUGAGCAAGAACCGCUCGUCUUCAACCGUCACAUCCUGCCGAACGGGAAGAAGCCGCUGGGGAAGCAGAAGGCGGCGCAAGGUCUGGAGCUGUACAGGCUGAAGGACUUCAUCGCCACAGCAGGUGAUGGGACGAGGUCCGUAAAAACCCUGGAGACCCUGACGAGGGAGAUGGGCACAAAGAAGAAGGCACAAAGGGCAUUAAAUUUUUUCGGCUGCGUUCCGGAAUCGUGGAAGGUGAAAUUGCUCGCGCCACUCACCGAGGAGGAGCUGCUAGCGGUGUCGGAACACGUGAAGGUGGUAGGAGCCAUUGGAGCCUGGAAGAUUGACAAGGUGGAGCAUGGAGGGCUAGUGUGCCGAGCAUGCGACUACGCGGGGCUACCCCUGGAAGGAGGAGUGGAGAAGGUUGUCACGCUGAGCCUGCGCGGGGUGCAGCCGCUGAUUGUUCUGAAAGGUCGAGUAGUCGGCACUGCUGGGCUGCCCGAAGUAAGACUGAGGGUUUCGGAGCUUUGCGCGGAGAACCAGAUUCCCCCCUUCAAGCUGCUGCGGGACCUGUUUGAGGUCGCGGUGGGCAAAGGUGUUCGCCAGGGGUGCCCGCUGGCGCCCUACCUCUUCCUUUGCGCGGUAGAGCCCAUCUGCCAGGAAGCAAAGAGGAGGAAACUAGGGAUCAGCAAUGACUAUGGGGAGAGGCUAGCCUACUUAGGCUAUGCGGACGAUACCACUCUGGUACUAAAAGGGAAGCAGCAGAUUACCCGUUCUGGAGAGCUCCUGGAGGACUUCGGGGCUCGCUCGGGGCUCAUGGUCAAUAAGGAGAAAUCGGCGAUACUUCCCCUGGGGAAGAACCUGGAACGAAUCAAAGACGACGGGUCAGCGUUUGCGUGGGUGGCUUCGAAGAAUGCAGAAAGGCUGCUGGGGGUCUGGGUCUCACCUUCGGGAGGAGCGGAGGUUACGUGGGACAAGACGCUGGCCAGGGCGGCUGAGGAACUACUGAAAUGGCAGUCUCACUAUUUGACAACGACGGCGCACGUGGCGGUGAUUAACUGCUAUGUGUGCCCGAUCCUGGCGUUUCAGGGGCAAGUAUAUCCCCCCUCGGAGGCAGUCUGGAAGCGGAUCAUGAAACUGCUGGUCAACUUCAUCUCCGGAAAUCAGGCAUCGGAGGAGCACCGUUUCACGCUCUGGAGCAGAGAGCUGAUCUUCCGUCCGAGAAAGGAAGGGGGGCUGGGCGUUAGGGACCCCUUUGUGGAGCUCUCCGGUCUUGCAGCGAGGCGUGUUGCGACCCUUGUGCUCGAGAACGGUUUCCGGAAGGAGCUGGCGCUGGCGGCGGCUGACCUGCCUGAGGACUUCAGAUCCUUCCUGGCGCAUAAGGACUCCCUGAAACAAUGGAAAGGGAGGAGCGUUAGAUGGCGACAGACGUGUGAGCUGUUCAUGAAAUCAAAAGUCGCACUGCGGGAGCCGGAGUCGAGAUGGGAUAUUGAGCAAGAACCGCUCGUCUUCAACCGUCACAUCCUGCCGAACGGGAAGAAGCCGCUGGGGAAGCAGAAGGCGGCGCAAGGUCUGGAGCUGUACAGGCUGAAGGACUUCAUCGCCACAGCAGGUGAUGGGACGAGGUCCGUGAAAUUGCUCGCGCCACUCACCGAGGAGAAGCUGCUAGCGGUGUCGGAACACGUGAAGGUGGUAGGAGCCAUUGGAGCCUGGAAGAUUGACAAGGUGGAGCAUGGAGGGCUAGUGUGCCGAGCAUGCGACUACGCGGGGCUACCCCUGGAAGGAGGAGUGGAGAAGGUUGUCACGCUGAGCCUGCGCGGGGUGCAGCCGCUGAUUGUUCGGAAAGGUCGAGUAGUCGGCACUGCUGGGCUGCCCGAAGUAAGACUGAGGGUUUCGGAGCUUUGCGCGGAGAACCAGAUUCCCCCCUUCAAGCUGCUGCGGGACCUGUUUGAGGUCGCGGUGGGCAAAGGUGUUCGCCAGGGGUGCCCGCUGGCGCCCUACCUCUUCCUUUGCGCGGUAGAGCCCAUCUGCCAGGAAGCAAAGAGGAGGAAACUAGGGAUCAGCAAUGACUAUGGGGAGAGGCUAGCCUACUUAGGCUAUGCGGACGAUACCACUCUGGUACUAAAAGGGAAGCAGCAGAUUACCCGUUCUGGAGAGCUCCUGGAGGACUUCGGGGCUCGCUCGGGGCUCAUGGUCAAUAAGGAGAAAUCGGCGAUACUUCCCCUGGGGAAGAACCUGGAACGAAUCAAAGACGACGGGUCAGCGUUUGCGUGGGUGGCUUCGAAGAAUGCAGAAAGGCUGCUGGGGGUCUGGGUCUCACCUUCGGGAGGAGCGGAGGUUACGUGGGACAAGACGCUGGCCAGGGCGGCUGAGGAACUACUGAAAUGGCAGUCUCACUAUUUGACAACGACGGCGCACGUGGCGGUGAUUAACUGCUAUGUGUGCCCGAUCCUGGCGUUUCAGGGGCAAGUAUAUCCCCCCUCGGAGGCAGUCUGGAAGCGGAUCAUGAAACUGCUGGUCAACUUCAUCUCCGGAAAUCAGGCAUCGGAGGAGCACCGUUUCACGCUCUGGAGCAGAGAGCUGAUCUUCCGUCCGAGAAAGGAAGGGGGGCUGGGCGUUAGGGACCCCUUUGUGGAGCUCUCCGGUCUUGCAGCGAGGCGUGUUGCGACCCUUGUGCUCGAGAACGGUUUCCGGAAGGAGCUGGCGCUGGCGGCGGCUGACCUGCCUGAGGACUUCAGAUCCUUCCUGGCGCAUAAGGACUCCCUGAAACAAUGGAAAGGGAGGAGCGUUAGAUGGCGACAGACGUGUGAGCUGUUCAUGAAAUCAAAAGUCGCACUGCGGGAGCCGGAGUCGAGAUGGGAUAUUGAGCAAGAACCGCUCGUCUUCAACCGUCACAUCCUGCCGAACGGGAAGAAGCCGCUGGGGAAGCAGAAGGCGGCGCAAGGUCUGGAGCUGUACAGGCUGAAGGACUUCAUCGCCACAGCAGGUGAUGGGACGAGGUCCGUAAAAACCCUGGAGACCCUGACGAGGGAGAUGGGCACAAAGAAGAAGGCACAAAGGGCAUUAAAUUUUUUCGGCUGCGUUCCGGAAUCGUGGAAGGUGAAAUUGCUCGCGCCACUCACCGAGGAGGAGCUGCUAGCGGUGUCGGAACACGUGAAGGUGGUAGGAGCCAUUGGAGCCUGGAAGAUUGACAAGGUGGAGCAUGGAGGGCUAGUGUGCCGAGCAUGCGACUACGCGGGGCUACCCCUGGAAGGAGGAGUGGAGAAGGUUGUCACGCUGAGCCUGCGCGGGGUGCAGCCGCUGAUUGUUCGGAAAGAUUCCCCCCUUCAAGCUGCUGCGGGACCUGUUUGA